Messenger RNA from Sapajus apella (tufted capuchin), 4682 nucleotides. It is a transcript of the gene TMC1, whose product is annotated as transmembrane channel like 1. Gene Ontology annotation, cellular component: plasma membrane. NCBI's taxonomy places the organism in Eukaryota, Metazoa, Chordata, Mammalia, Primates, Cebidae. The coding region runs from base 1623 to 3989 and encodes 788 amino acids. Gene Ontology annotation, molecular function: mechanosensitive monoatomic ion channel activity. The transcript has 20 exons. Gene Ontology annotation, biological process: detection of mechanical stimulus involved in sensory perception of sound; vestibular reflex. The record is from RefSeq and is a predicted model, not a curated record.
AACAAAAAUGGAAGAAAAGGUUUUAUUUAUCUUCUCUUUUUAAAAAAUUUUUUGGCUCAUAUUUGUUGUAAUUGCUCAUUUGUUAGGGUCAUUGGACACAGAAAUACUAAGAUGCCUCCAGAAAUCAUGAAUAUUCCCCAAGUCCUCAAUCAAAAAGUAUGAACAGAGCAGUUGGUUUUCCUGGGGUUUAGACAUGGUCUUUCUUGUUCCUAUUGUAUAGUAACCCUAGCUCCCUCAAGGAAAUCAUGGCCUAUGGGCUCUGCCAAAUAGCAAUUCCUUUCUUUGCUUGCUGGCUCACUGGCUUAAGGAACUUAAAGUAAUCUUUUGGCAAUUUCAGCUUCCAGGUCAGUGGGGACAUUAAUUGUUUCUUGGUAGAAAUGUCACUCUACUCCAAGAAAUAAGAUCUUUAAUCCAGAAAACCUGAGUUUUCAGGAACAGAAUGCACAAAUUUUUGUGGUCAUUCACUGGGAGUUCUAAUGACCAGGUUUAAUCAUAUUUCUAUUCUUUAGUUCCUAGACCUAUGCAUUUUAGCUACUGGGCAGAGAACCAUGUAUCAGCUAUUAGUGUUGUAUAUACUCCAUAUCAUGAAGUUAAUUUCUCACCACAAGGUUUUCUCCCCAAGCCGGUGCCGUAACUGAGCCUUUACCAGGCUAUUCCUUCAUUUUAGGUGUUUCUGGGGUAUAGAGUAAAUGAUAAGAGCAGUGACUCCCAUGAUAUAUGACCACCAUGGUACACUUCCUUUGCUAUGAAAUGUCAUCUUGAUCCUAGUCUGGAUUGCAAGGAGCACCAUACUGAUAGACCAGGUACUGUUGAGCCGUUGAUGGUGGUACUGGUAGAGGGACUGCAGGAAGAAAAGGUAAAUCCAUACUCAGAAUAUGUGUUGAUUCUCAUAAGGACAAAUUGGUAUUCCCUCCAAGACAGGUGGUUCUGAUAGAUGGUUGUGUAGCCAGCCUCCUUGAGAAAUGGUACUAAGUCAAGGUCUUGGCAUCAGAUUCCGUGACUGACAGUUUGGAAAUUUAGCAUUGGCAAUAGCUGGGUUAUCUUUUGUGAGUGGGCACUUAUAUUGUUGGACCAUGCGUAGCUACCAUUGCAGCGCUGGAGACACUGUUUAUGGGCUUUGCUGUACAAGAACUGGGGUGGCUAAAGAGGGCCUGGCUAAGAGGCAGGAAGGAUCAUCCUGAGCACAUGGUUGUUGAGAGUCUCCUUUGCAGUUGAACAGUAGUAUGAGGUCUGCUUUGUGUUUAUUACCAUAGGAUUGUCCACAUACUUUUUCCCAUACAUUUUCUCUGAUCUUCAAGUCUCUUUUUUUCUUGUCCUGUCCAAAUGGUCAAGCCAUUCACUACUGCUUAGAAGUGAGUGCAUACUUAAGAAUCUGAUCCUUUCUUCCAUAUGAAGUGGAUAACCAAGUGUGUUGCUUGUAGUUUUGCCCACCGGGAGGAUUUCCCUUCACCUCUCUUCUUUGGGGCCACCUUAUGUGAGGAUGAAAUGCAACAGCAGACUAUCUCUGGCUAGAGGCAAUAAAUUAUACUAGCCCAAUUAUGCACCAAGCCUGAGCUGUUUUCUCCACCAUUGAUUGCUUUUAGGUAGCAGUUGUGGAAGCUUCCUGUGGACCACAUGAACAGAUGCAGGUGGUGCUGCUGCUCAAACCCAUAAGUCACCUGCAGUGUGUUCUGAAAAUGUGUGGCUCAAGUGCAACUACCCUAAAAGACCAACUUGUACAAAUCAAAGUGGAGGAAAAAGAAGACGAUACUGAGGAAAGCUCAAGUGAAGAGAAAGAAGAGGAGGAAGAUAAACUACCUCGAAGAGAGAGCUUGAGACCAAAGAGGAAACGGACCAGAGAUGUUAUCAAUGAGGAUGACCCAGAACCUGAACCAGAGGAUGAAGAAACAAGGAAGGCAAGAGAAAAAGAGAGGAGGAGGAGGCUAAAGAGAGGAGCAGAAGAAGAAGAAGAAAUUGAUAAAGAGGAAUUGGAAAGAUUGAAGGCAGAGUUAGACGAGAAAAGACAAACAAUUGCUACUGUCAAAUGCAAACCGUGGAAGAUGGAGAAGAAAAUUGAAGUUCUCAAGGAAGCAAAAAAAUUUGUGAGUGAAAAUGAAGGGGCUCUUGGGAAAGGAAAAGGAAAACGGUGGUUUGCAUUUAAGAUGAUGAUGGCCAAGAAAUGGGCAAAAUUCCUCCGUGAUUUUGAGAACUUCAAAGCUGCAUGUAUCCCAUGGGAAAAUAAAAUCAAGGCUAUUGAAAGUCAGUUUGGCUCCUCAGUGGCCUCAUACUUCCUCUUCUUGAGAUGGAUGUAUGGAGUCAAUAUGGUUCUCUUUAUCCUGACGUUCAGCCUCAUCAUGUUGCCAGAGUACCUCUGGGGUUUGCCAUAUGGCAGUUUACCUAGGAAAACAGUUCCCAGGGCCGAAGAGGCAUCGGCAGCCAACUUUGGUGUGUUGUAUGACUUCAAUGGUUUGGCGCAAUAUUCCGUGCUCUUUUAUGGCUAUUAUGACAAUAAACGAACGAUUGGAUGGAUGAAUUUCAGGUUGCCGCUCUCCUAUUUUCUAGUGGGGAUUAUGUGCAUUGGAUACAGCUUUCUGGUUGUCCUCAAAGCAAUGACCAAAAACAUUGGUGAUGAUGGAGGUGGAGAUGACAACGCUUUCAAUUUUAGCUGGAAGGUCUUUACCAGCUGGGACUACCUGAUUGGCAAUCCUGAGACGGCAGACAACAAAUUUAAUUCUAUCACAAUGAACUUUAAGGAAGCCAUAACAGAAGAAAGAGCAGCCCAAGUAGAAGAAAACGUCCACUUGAUCAGAUUCCUGAGGUUUCUUGCUAACUUCUUCGUGUUUCUAACACUUGGAGGGAGUGGAUACCUCAUCUUUUGGGCUGUGAAGCGAUCCCAGGAAUUUGCACAGCAAGAUCCUGACACCCUUGGGUGGUGGGAAAAAAAUGAAAUGAACAUGGUUAUGUCCCUCUUAGGGAUGUUCUGUCCAACAUUGUUUGACUUGUUUGCUGAACUAGAAGACUACCAUCCUCUCAUUGCUUUGAAAUGGCUACUGGGACGCAUUUUUGCUCUCCUUUUAGGCAAUUUGUAUGUAUUUAUUCUUGCAUUAAUGGAUGAGAUUAACAACAAGAUUGAAGAGGAGAAGUUAGUUAAGGCCAAUAUUACCCUUUGGGAAGCCAAUAUGAUCAAGGCCUACAAUGCAUCAUUCUCUGAAAACAGCACUGGACCACCCUUUUUUGUUCAUCCUGCAGAUGUACCUCGAGGACCCUGCUGGGAAACGAUGGUGGGACAGGAGUUUGUGCGGCUGACGGUCUCUGAUGUUCUGACUACCUACGUCACAAUCCUCAUUGGGGACUUUCUUAGAGCAUGUUUUGUGAGGUUUUGCAAUUAUUGCUGGUGCUGGGACUUGGAAUACGGAUACCCUUCGUACACGGAAUUCGACAUCAGUGGCAACGUCCUCGCUCUGAUCUUCAACCAAGGCAUGAUCUGGAUGGGCUCCUUCUUUGCUCCCAGCCUCCCAGGCAUCAAUAUCCUUCGACUCCACACAUCCAUGUACUUCCAGUGCUGGGCCGUGAUGUGCUGCAAUGUUCCUGAGGCCAGGGUCUUCAAAGCUUCCAGAUCGAAUAACUUCUACCUGGGCAUGCUACUUCUCAUCCUCUUCCUGUCCACCAUGCCUGUGUUGUACAUGAUCGUGUCCCUCCCGCCAUCUUUUGAUUGUGGUCCCUUCAGUGGCAAAAAUAGAAUGUUUGAAGUCAUUGGAGAGACCCUGGAGCAUGAUUUCCCAAGCUGGAUGGCGAAGAUCUUGAGACAGCUUUCCAACCCUGGGCUGGUCAUUGCUGUCAUUUUGGUGAUGGCUUUGACUAUCUAUUAUCUCAAUGCUACUGCCAAGGGCCAGAAGGCAGUGAAUCUGGAUCUAAAAAAGAAGAUGAAAAUGCAAGCUUUGGAGAACAAAAUGCGAAACAAGAAAAUGGCAGCUGCACGAGCAGCUGCAGCUGCUGGUGGCCAGUCAUAAGUAUCCUGAGAACCCAGAGAAGGUUCACUUUGCCUUGCUGUUUCAAAUCUGUGAAGGCCCAGAGAACAAGUAUUGUGGAACUUCUGUUUUCCUGUUCUACCCCGAUGGAUUUUCGAGGUCAUUCCGGGCAAUCAAGGCAUCAUGAAUCCUACCUGAGCAAAAAGAAUCUUCACCUUAUUCCAAAUUCAGAAACUGUUUCUGUGCAGCGACUCUCUCCCCUGCUCCAUUUCGUGACUUUUUUUUUUUUUUUUUAACCAAUUGAUUUUAGAAGUGGGUGUGAUCCAGCAAUACAAUUUACUGGUUUCGUUGGUGGAUUAAUUAAAAAGAAAUUACUUAUAUGAACUUUCAUUUUAUACAUUUCUUUUGCCUUAGUUUUCUUAAACUGAGAGCAAAUAUAUUUCAUCCUUUUUCCUCUAAGUUCAGAAAUAUCUGCGAAAAAAGUACUCGUAAUCAUUCAUUAACUCACUUUUUGAAACCAAUACCUUAUUUUCUCUUUUUUUCUACCCGCUUCCCCACCCAUACCCCCUGCAAAUAUAUACCUAAAACCUUUGUAUUUGGUGCUGGGUUCAGUAUGAAGAGAAAUAGGCUUUUUAUAAAUAAAAUCCUAUGUGAAUUGGGGCUUGGAUAGCACUGAGUUGAAGACCUCUUACCUUGAGACAGUACAUGAGUCUUAUACAGCCUAACUUUUUAUGA